This is a messenger RNA of Solenopsis invicta (red fire ant), 4821 nucleotides long. RefSeq lists its product as uncharacterized. The coding region runs from base 1 to 4821 and encodes 1606 amino acids. The transcript has 2 exons. Gene Ontology annotation, biological process: DNA integration; proteolysis. The record is from RefSeq and is a predicted model, not a curated record. Gene Ontology annotation, molecular function: aspartic-type endopeptidase activity; nucleic acid binding. NCBI's taxonomy places the organism in Eukaryota, Metazoa, Arthropoda, Insecta, Hymenoptera, Formicidae.
AUGGAGGCGUUAUUGGAGCAGCAAUCUGAGCUCCGCGGACGCAUCUCUCGCGUCGUCGCGAACCUCAAGAAGACCGGUGUCGCGAACCUGACCGUCGAUCACGUCCAAGCGGCCUUGGCCAUUUUGGAAAAGCGAUGGGCAAAGUUCGAGGAGAACCACGAUAAGCUCGGGCUUGCUCACGGAAAGGAGUUAAGGAAAACCGAGUACUAUACGAGCGACCAUGCCGAAGAGGUGGAGAUGCUCUACACCAGCCAACGAGCUGCAUUAAUGGACCUGGGGCGGUCGUUGAAGGCAAAGACCGAAGCAAAUGUUUCGACGACGGUCAGGGCCGAAAGCACGCAGCGAGCCCCGCUUCCUCGGCUCGAGCUCCCAACGUUCUCCGGCAGGUUCGAGGACUGGCCGGUAUUCCGUGAUCUAUUCGACUCCAUCGUCGGUCAGGAUCCGCAUCUGUCCGACGUCCAAAGGCUCCACUAUCUAAAGACGAGGGUCAAGGGAGGAGCGGAACAGCUUCUGAGGGGCUUGCCCUCGACGGACGCAAAUUAUGAACGUGCGUGGUCAACCUUGAAAGGUCACUAUGAGAAAAAAAGAUUGUUAGUCAAGGCUUAUUUGUCCGCGAUUACAUCGUUGCCCAAAAUGAAAGCGGACUGCGUAGCCGACCUGCGACGGAUCUACCAUGGCAUGGUAGCGUCCACCCAAGCUUUGGAAGGUAUCGGUGAGCCCGUUUCCAAUACCACUCACUUGCUCGUGCAUCUCAUGGUGGAGUUGCUCGACGCGGGUACAAGACGUGAGUGGGAAAAUUCCAUCGCGAAAAAAAGCGACCCGCCGUCGUUUGACGAGUUCAAGGACUUCCUCGAGGAACAGUUUGUGACGCACGAGUCGCUGCGGUCUGUCAAGGGGGAGUCCUCCUCGGGAAAAUCCGCUCAUCACACCGGGAGGCAGAGCGGAGGCUCCGAGCGCAGCUGCGUGGUGUGCAAGCAGAAUCACUUUAUUAUGAACUGCGAGAAGUUUCGUCGGAAACCUGCAAAGGAGCGGUUGGAGGUAGUGACCGCCAAUCGACUGUGCAUCAACUGCAUGGGACGACAUCAGGUGAGCGCGUGCUCUUCGCCGAAGGCGUGUGCUAGGUGCGCCGCGCGCCACAACACACUCCUACAUGACGCGUACGAGGCGGCUCCGGGAGCCGUUGUUGCACCUUCGCCGUCGAUGCAUGCCGCGCGGCACCCUCACUUCGAGCCCCCGCAGACGCUUCUCGCCACCGCGCGCGUUCUGGUGACGGAUCGAUUCGGAACUUUACACGCGGUUCGAGCCCUCAUGGAUCCGGGAUCAGAGACUUCGUUGAUCACAGAAGCGCUGACCCAACGCCUGCGACUGCCGCGGACACCGGCGUCCGUGGCAAUUUACGGAGUGGGCGGGUUGAGGUCGGGGGUGUCGCGGGGACGAGUCGCGAUGAAUCUGACCUCGCGCGUUGGAGACGCGGUGUUUGCCAUCUCCGCCUUGGUGAUGCCAAGACUCUCGAUCUACGGUGGUUCCGUGGAAGCUAACUCCAGCGGAUGGUCGCACAUCCGCGGCCUUGAUCUCGCUGAUCCUGACUUCAGUUCUACGGACCCAGUCGAGCUGCUGCUCGGUGUCGAUGUCUACGCCAAGGUGGCACGACCAGGCAUGCGGCUGGGAGGUGAUGAGGAACCAAUCGCGCAGCAGACCGCUCUAGGAUGGAUCAUCAUGGGUCCGGUAAGCUCUUGUCAGGUGACCACAGCCUUGACUUCGUUGCAGUGCUCCGCUGUUGACGAUCUGAACGCAUUAGUGCGUCGAUUUUGGGAACUGGAGGAACCACCGCAAGCGACACUCCCCCUGUCUCCGGACGACGCGGCUUGCGAGGAGCAUUACUUGCAGUCGCAUUCACGGGACGCCUCGGGACGUUACGUCGUCCGACUCGCGACUCGUUCGACUCUGCCGGAUUUACGUGACACGCGAUUCACCGCGCUGCGAGUGUUGCAGGCGAACGAGCACCGCUUCCGGAAGGAAGUCGCUCUUCGUGAUGCGUACUCACAGUUCCUGGCUGAGUAUCUUGAGCUUGGCCACAUGACGCCGGCGCCUCCCUUACCGGCGGAUUGUUCACGCGCCUGUUUCCUGCCCCAUCACGGAGUAUGGAAGGGCGACGGCGAGGAGGCUAGGAUCCGCGUCGUGUUCAACGGCUUCUCACGGACAUCCUCUGGUACCUCCUUAAAUGGCGAACUUCUUGCAGGACCGAAUUUGUUGCCGACGCUCUGCGCUGGCGUAAACACCACUCGAGACCGCGAGCUGCGCGAACAGCUGACUCAGUUGUGUUUGGCGGGCGGCUUCCGCUUGCGCAAGUGGGUCGCCAACAAGGAAGACCUGCUGCGCGACAUCCCCGCUGAGCACCGGUCGUUACUGCCGUCGACGGUCGCGUUGACGUCGGAGGAGCACGACGUCCUGGGGAUACGUUGGCUUCCCGCUGAGAACAGCUUUGCUCCAACUGUCAAGAGCAUGACAGAGGAGCUGGUCACCAAGCGCACGGUGUUGAGGCAAACCGCGCGUCUCUUCGACCCGCUGGGCUGGCUCGCCCCGGUCGUAAUAAAUGCUAAACUUCUCAUUCAGGCGGCCUGGCUACGGCGAUUUGACUGGGAUGCUCCCCUUGCUGCAGACGACGUGGAGUGCUGGCGACGGUUGCGGACGGAGCUGCCCGUCCUGGAGGAGAUCCGCAUCCCGCGCUGGUCACGUGCGGAUUCUCCGGGCGCGCUUAUUGAGAUGCACGGUUUCGCCGAUGCGUCGGAACGCGCCUACGGAGCGGUCUUAUACCUCCGCACAAUCGCGGACGGCAGGGCGUGGCUGACGCUGCUGAUCGCCAAGACGCAAGUCGCGCCGCUCAGGCAGGUCUCCCUUCCGCGACUGGAGCUUUGCGCGGCUGCUCUGUUGGCUCGGAUCGCGGCUCACACCGCUUCCGUCCUGGCCCUGGAUGGAGCGGCGAUUCACCUUUGGACGGACUCCACAGUCGUUCUGGGAUGGCUUCAGGGACAUCCCACGCGAUGGACAACCUUCGUGGCUAACAGGGUCGCCGAGGUUCAGGGAGCACUGCCGGACGCGCACUGGCAUCACGUGCCGGGGCGGAUCAAUCCGGCCGAUUGUGCAUCACGGGGAAUGUCACCCCUGGAGCUGCGAGUGCAUGAGCUCUGGUGGCAAGGACCUCAGUACCUGUGGGCGAGCUCUGCGGCUUGGCCGGCCGAGACAGCAGUGGCCUUGAGUCGUGGGCUGCCUGAGCAGCGAGCUUCUCGGGUCCACAUCGCUUGCGAGGAGCAAGAGCCGGAGGAGCUGACUCGCUUCUCCUCGUUGCGCCGUUCGCUUCGGGUAACCGCCUGGAUGCGCCGCUGGGUGACGUUGGCAACUUCGCGUGCCGACUUGACGCGGGGGGCGGUGCUCUCGGCUACUGAGCUGGCAGACGCUCGGGCCAUGUGGAUCCGAUGCGCGCAGAGGAUUGCCUUCCGGGACGAGAUUAAGGCUCUGUCGAGAGGGCGUAUCGAGCGCUCUCAAGGUCCACUCCGGUUGCUGAGUCCGUUUCUCGACGACAAGGGACUGCUGCGCGUGGGUGGCCGACUGAAGCACGCGCUGUUGAAUGCUGACCAGCGUCAUCCCAUAAUACUUCCGCGGGGCUCGCAUCUCACCUAUCUGGUGGUCGCGGACGAGCACGGCCGUGUGCUUCAUGGAGGCACCCAAUUAACUCUCGCAUCGCUGCGUCGGAGGUACUGGGUACUACGAGGUCGGCAAUUGGUGAAGCACUACAUUCAUCGUUGUCUUCCAUGCUUGCGAUGGCGGGCGGCGAAUCCCCAACCACGGAUGGGCAACCUCCCACGAGCCAGAGUCGUUCCAAGUCGACCGUUCACUCAUACGGGCUUAGAUUACGCUGGACCGAUCCUCCUGCGUACCACGAAAGGUCGAGGUCACAGGGCCUACAAGGCCUUUGUGGCAGUCUUUGUUUGUUUCAGUUCGCGAGCCGUCCACCUCGAGGUCGUUAGCGACUACACAGCUGAUGCCUUUCUUGCAGCGUUCCGGCGCUUCGUGUCUCGCAGAGGAUUGUGCUUGCACCUGUACAGUGACUGCGGAACUAACUUCGUGGGCGCGGAUCGACAGCUGCGUGGUCUUUUGGGAAUGGCGAGCGAGAGUAGCCGGAGUAUCAUAGGAAAGCUAGCGGAGGAGGGUGUGGAGUGGCACUUCAACCCUCCCGCUGACCCCCACUUUGGGGGCCUCUGGGAAGCUGCGGUCAAGGCCUUCAAACACCAUCUGCGCCGAGUCAUCGGCGAGUCAACACUGACUUACGAGGAGAUGGCUACGUUUUUGGCCGAAGUAGAGGCGUGUCUCAACUCUCGACCGUUGCAGGCGCUUUCGGACGACGCCGACGAAUUGGAUGUGUUGACGCCGGGCCAUUUUCUCGUUGGCGCUCCGUUGAAGGCUAUCCCCGAACCGGCACUGACGAGGAUUCCCCCCAGUAAGCUGACACGCUGGAAGCUACUCCAGCAAAUGAGGGAUCAUCUUUGGCAGCGGUGGUCGCAGGAAUACCUCCAGGCGCUGACCCCUCGACCAAGGUGGUGGCGUGCGGAAGGUGGCCUGAAGGAGGGUCAGCUUUGCCUGCUGAAGCAGGAAACAACGCCACCGACGCGGUGGCCCUUGGUGCGUGUCACGCGUCUCCACCCGGGUGAUGAUGGCGAGGUGCGGGUCGUGACCGUUCGGGGAGCUACAGGGGAGCUUCGGCGGCCAGUUAUCAAGCUCGUCCCUCUUCCGACGGACGAGGAGAGUACGCAGCGCCAUGCCUAG